AAAAAACACUUCGUCCUCCUUGGGGCGCUCCGCCGGCCUGUCUCUCUACACCUCGUGUGAAGGAGAUAGAAAGGCAACCUAUCCUAUCCUAUCCUACCGUUAGUUUUCCGAACAAUUGUUUCUAGCUGCAGGUACCUCAUAGGACAAGGACAGGGAUGCUUGUGUGCAGCGAGUCUUUCGUCGGUGCUCUUCGUCAAAGCAUGCUUAUUCGUAUAUAUAACCUGACCGCUCGCUGUCACUUUCAUUCGCAUAACAUGCCCGCUCACUUCAUUCACAAAAUAGAAAUCUAGCUUCAUUGUGCAUAAGGUUGAAAAUAAGGGAUUGUUCUCGGUACUGCUGCUCCGGUUGUCGUAUCACGUUUGGGAAUUCUUGUUUCUCGUCGUGGGCACAGCUGUGGCCAAAUCCGGAUUGUGUAUCGAAUUUGAGUGUCGGGGUGAAGAUCUUGUUUCUGGUGCUAGAAGCGAGGGCGCGGGAUCUUUAGCUCUAACUUUUUCUACAGUGAGAACUAGAACUGAUGUUAGCAUUAGAACGAAGGAGGAAAAUAGAUGCGUGGCAGUUUGGUCGCGAGACCACAGAGGUAAGCUUAUUUGGAGAAAGCUAGCCUGUACAACCAGUAUGCAACUAUUCGUGCUGGAUAUUUACAACACUGACAUUCAGAAUACAUGAAUGAUGUACAUGGCUUUUUACAAAAGUUUACUUUUGGUUAGCGUGUCUCUCACCUGUCGCGCAAAGGAGUGACACAUCUAGUUUGGUUAUCACCCCCUCUGGACCUUGAUGUCUACAUUAGUUCAAAAGCCAGACGCUUCAUAUUUUCGUGACAUAACCAGAUUCAUUCUUCUUGGACAUUGUUAGGAU
This is a messenger RNA of Amoebophrya sp. A25, 855 nucleotides long. NCBI's taxonomy places the organism in Eukaryota, Dinophyceae, Syndiniales, Amoebophryaceae. The record is from the annotation of a GenBank genome assembly.